UUCUUCUGCUGCUGGCCGGGUAGUCUAAAUUGGGGGUUUAUCGCGACGUUGAUGCUGUAAACUGUACAGGGAGAUGGUCUUCGACGUUCUAGAAAGGAAGCUGCUUCUGCAUUGUGCUAUAGGAUAUAGGGCCCCAUAUGCUGCAAACACCUCCCCACCGCUAGCUAUUCUUGGUGGAAAGACUGCAGUUCUCCAGCUUGACAUAAUUGCUUAGGUCUUUCUUCCUGGAUACUGAAGGAUGGUGCAAACCAAGAAAACGUUUUGACUUCCAUGCUAGGUUUUUUCCUCCCUUCCCUCUUCCUUUCUUGCUGGUGCCUGCUUGCAAAGCUGCAAGGGCCUGCCUCUGAAGGAAUAGGGAAGGGAUGAGUAGGUGAGCAAGAGCAAACAGACCCAAUGCCCAAGCUGGUGAGUAUAACUGUUGCGUACUGACUCUGCAAUUGGGCAAGGGACUGGAUCGUUCACGGGCCUGUCGCAUAGCUGAGUCGGAGUGUUUUAAUUCUGGGAUUGCCACUUAGCGAUGAUGAGGAAGGAUUGGUCUAUGGCGUUCGCUGGAGCCGGCGGGGCAGGGAGCCUUCUACGAAGCAGUGAGCCUGGGUCUCUGUCUCCGACGGCAUCCCAAGCGGCUUCUUUACUGGAGGAAGCGGCUGAUCUACUAGUGAUGCACAGGGACUUUGCUGCUGCCUUGGACAGGUGUGAGAAGGGCUGUGAGAGCCUCGUGGGAGACCCUGAGACUGAAGACUCCAACUGCUCUGAAGAACUGAAGUGCUCCUUGUGCAUUGUGGGUAUCCAGGCCCUGGCAGAGAUGAAUAGAUGGAGAGAAGUUCUCCCUUGGAUCCUUCAAUACUACCAUGAUCCUGAAUGCUGGCCUCCCAAAAUUCUGGAGCUGUGUAUCCUCUUGCAUAGCAGAGUGGAAGAGCCUCACGUGAUGCUAGAAGUUGGCGGUGACUGGUUACGUUCCCCAGCUAAUUGGCACAUGGCUAGUUAUGGCCUGUUGGUCCAGCUUCAUCUGUUCCAUGUGCUGUUGCCGCUCGGGCACUUUGCAGAGGCCGAGGAGCUGCUCCGAGGCUGCAAAGCACUGAGCAAGGAGCAGCAGCUGGAGGCGCACGAGAGCAUUAGAGAGAAGAAGCAUCAGUGGUUGCAACAGGAAGAGGAGUGCCCAAUACUCGAGGAACAGCCAGAGAUGGUGUGGAAACAGCGACUGGCAGGUUCGGUGUCCCAAAAGGUGUUGACGAUAUUGGCACAGCUGGGCAGAGUGCUGGGAUCCUUAGCAGGCCAGUUUUGCUCCAUCUCCUACAAAAAGUCACUCUUGGCUGCUUUCAUGUUGUGUGUCAUUGUAGUGCGACUUGACCCAGCAUCUCCCACAUCCCUGCCCUUCCUGUACAGGCUACUCCAGCUUUUCCAUCAAGCCCGAUUGGCUAUAUUUCCUUCACACUCCAGGCCUCCAAUUCAAGACUAGGUCUCUUUACUUUAGGAUGACAGUAUGAUGCUCAUUGGUGAACUUAUUGAAAAGCCACCAAAUGCUCACAAGCCAACCAAGGUGACCUUUCAGCUGUGGAGUUGGAGGACACAGCACUGCAAGAAGUUCUUUAAGGACUUUGGAUAUAGUCUGAUAAUUAAUGCAACUGAAAAACCCCCAUCAAUGCGGAUUUGUUUUCUCCUGUGUCCUUUGAGGAGUCAAUAUGGCAUCACUUUCCUCCUGUGGGAAUCAGCAUGUGAAGCUGCGCUCCUAAAAAUGCUUUUACUUGAAUGGUGGCGCUUAGUUCCAAGUAAAUGUUGGAUUCGGAGGACUUCCUCUUUUGAGUCAUUUUAAUUUUGAUGCAGCCCAGUCUCCCGAAAGAGACUGACAUGGAGUGACUGUUGCCAACUCUAUGGCCUCUCCCGAUGUACAGAUUCACUAGACAGUUUGGGUCGAGAUUCCUUCCUUAUUAGUAAUCAUGAGUGCUUUUGCUCGUGGGGACAGAACCAGUGCUUUGGGGUGUGUGUGUGUGAAAAGAACAGAUCUUGGGGGCAGAAUGCUUUUCUCUUUUGUUUUGGAAAUGGAGCUGUCCCUAUGCAGCAAGUGAAGCAUAGGACUAUUCACCAUCCUUUCAGGUCUGCUGCCUUUAGAGUUGCUAUCUUCCCUCCACCUGUCAGAGCUCCUGUGCCCGUAACAUCUCUGUGCAGCGAGCAAACACUUCCAACAGCCAAACCAUUCCCCAGCGUGGAGAUGGAGUAAUGGGUAAAGCCUUAGGACUGCUUUUUGCACACAGUGGUGGAAGGCACAGGAUUUGUGCUGGGUAGGAAAAUGAAUAGCAACUAAGCCACCUUAAGAACGUGCAGACCUUUAUCUGAAGAAGUGUUGCAAUAAUGCUAUCAGCAUGUUUGCUGGGUUUGUUGUUUUGUUUUUUAAAAAAUGGCUUGGCAAUAUGGGAGGAGCUUACAAAAAUUGUUAUUUUUUUUAGACAGAUAUUUUAAAGCAAUUGUCACUUGCCCCUGUUCAAUGUAUAUUUAAGAUAAAAGUUUCAAAAGUGAA
Elgaria multicarinata webbii is the source of this 2512-nucleotide messenger RNA. RefSeq names its product peroxisomal biogenesis factor 26 (gene PEX26). The transcript is spliced from 5 exons. Gene Ontology annotation, cellular component: peroxisome; peroxisomal membrane. The coding region runs from base 518 to 1456 and encodes 312 amino acids. The record is from RefSeq and is a predicted model, not a curated record. Lineage: Eukaryota; Metazoa; Chordata; Lepidosauria; Squamata; Anguidae. Gene Ontology annotation, biological process: protein import into peroxisome membrane; protein import into peroxisome matrix. Gene Ontology annotation, molecular function: ATPase binding; protein-containing complex binding.